AUCAUCGUGACGGUCUAUCCGCAUGAAAAGGAAGUACGUGAAGGAACCGAAGCCAUAUUCGAUUGUCGGGCAAGAAGUGAGGACGGGAGUGUUUAUCCUGAGGUACGAUGGAGCCGAGCUGGUGGUCAGCUACCGUCGCAUGCCCACGAAAGUGGUGGACGACUGACGAUCAGUUCCGUGCAGACGUCCGAUUCAGGCAGCUACUUAUGUAGUGCCUCACAUAUGGGACAACUAAAACAAGCACAAGCACAUCUACGUGUUCAGUCUUACGGAGCGCAAGAUGUCCAAGGAGUUCUACAGACGUCGAGUCUGUGUCGAGCAGAUGAACGAGCAUGUGGUAACAACGAAUGUGUUAAGGCUGAUUACGUUUGUGACGGUGAACCAGACUGCAGAGAUCGUAGUGAUGAACUGAAUUGUCCAUCGCUUCGUGCAUGCGAACCGAACGAAUUCAAGUGUAACAAUGGACGUUGCGUGCAGAAGAUGUGGCUGUGUGAUGGAGACGACGAUUGCGGUGAUAACUCUGAUGAGCAACAAUGUCAGCAUAAGAAAGCUUCAGACGGUUGUGGUCCCACCGAAUUCCGAUGCCGCGACGGUCAGCAGUGUGUGCUGUCCAGUUUCCAGUGUGAUGGCACAAACGAUUGUCGCGAUGGAUCCGAUGAAGUCGGAUGCGUACAACCGACCGUUGUUCAAGCACCCGAAACCAAUAAGCAAGUUCAAGCGGGUGGUACGUUCCAGCUGACGUGUCGAGCGGUCGCCGUUCCUGAGCCGUACAUCAACUGGCGUUUGAAUUGGGGACCUGUUUGCGAUCCACCCAGAUGUUUACAGCAUUCCGAAGGUGGUCUCGGUACACUCACCAUCAACGACGCUCAACCACUUGAUCAGGGUGCAUACACUUGCGAGGCUAUCAACGUGAAAGGUCGAGUUUUGGCCACACCAGACUGUAUCGUUCGUAUUGUCAGUAUACCAUCACCAACCUACGAGCCAAGACCACAACCGCAAGUUCACUGCGAUCCAGCUGGUUCAAUGAGUCAACAGGUCGGCUACGGUGGACAAUGUCAAUGCAAACCUCUGGCAACGGGUCCUUCAUGUGGUCAAUGCGUACCCGGAUCAUAUCAUCUAAACAAUAAAGCACCACAAGGCUGUCUGAAAUGUUUCUGCUUCGGUGUCACCGAUCAGUGCAGAUCAUCAUCAUGGUAUCGAUCAAAGGUUCGAUCUAAACAAUUACUUCAUUUUGCCACAGCCUCAAUUAAGUGA
Messenger RNA from Anisakis simplex (herring worm), 1254 nucleotides. NCBI's taxonomy places the organism in Eukaryota, Metazoa, Nematoda, Chromadorea, Rhabditida, Anisakidae. The record is from the annotation of a GenBank genome assembly.